UUCUGUACUUUCUCUCUAACUAUCUCUCACACUGUAUUUAAUCGGCUUUGUUGAACUGGAACAAAACCCUAACCAGGGUUCUUGUAAGAAGAAAUCGCCGCCGUAUUGAUCUCCCGCCGUCACUUUCCCUUUUAUUUCUAUCUGACUCUUUCUUUUCAUAUCUGACGACUUCUCUAAGAGCUCAAGGUCACUCCUUUUCUGUUUCCCUCUAAAUUUCACUUUCUCCACAGUUAAUCCCCUUUUGUUUUCGCCAUCUAUGGGAUUGAAUUCUGGGGAAGGUAGUGUUUUUGUUAGCUCUGAUUGUUUCUUUUGGGGCUGAUCGUUUUUGGGUGGGUCAAGAUAUGAAGUGGGUUGUGGGAAAUUUUGGGUUUUGAUCAGUAAAGAUGGAAGCUUUGAGGUUGUAAAUAAGCUUUGGGGUUUUUUUUUUGUUUUUUUUUUUUUUUUUUAAGGGGUUUAGGGUUUGAUUACUGGUGGUAGUGGGUAGUGAGUAGUUUAGGGUAGAGGAUGUUGUCUGAAUUGGGGAGAAGGCCAAUGCUUGGAGGUAACGAGGGUUCGUUUGGGGAUGAAUUUGAGAAGGAGAUUGGUAUGUUGCUUAGGGAGCAGCGUCGGCAGGAGGCUGAUGAUCGUGAGAGUGACCUGAAUAUUUACAGGAGUGGGUCGGCGCCGCCGACUGUGGAGGGUUCUUUGAAUGCGGUGGGAGGGUUGUUUGCAGGCGGUGGCGGUGGAGGUGGAGGUGGAGGUGGAGGUGGAGGAGGGGGUGUUGGCGGUGGUGGGGGUGCUGGGUCUGUUCUUUCGGAGUUUCCUGGAGCUAAGAAUGGGAAUGGGUUUGCGUCGGAGGAGGAGCUGAGGUCUGAUCCAGCUUAUCUGCAAUACUAUUACUCGAAUGUGAAUCUGAAUCCGAGGCUUCCGCCUCCGUUGUUGUCGAAGGAGGAUUGGAGGUAUGCACAGAGGAUGAAAGGAGGGAGUUCUGUUUUGGGUGGGAUUGGGGACAGGAGGAAAGUGAACAGGGCUGAUGAUGCUAGUGGUGGGAGAUCCAUGUUUUCGAUGCCGCCUGGUUUUAACUCGAGGAAACAAGAGAGUGAGGUGGAGCCGGACAAAGUGCGUGGCUCAGCGGAGUGGGGUGUUGAUGGGCUAAUUGGUUUGCCAGGUUUAGGACUUGGCAACAAGCAAAAAAGCCUUGCUGAAAUCUUUCAGGAUGACUUGGGGCGUACGACUCCUGUUCCUGGGCUUCCUUCUCGUCCAGCGAGCCGUAAUGCAUUUGAUGAAAAUGUAGAGGGACUUGGUUCUGCUGAAGCAGACCUGGCUCAUUUGCGCCGUGACUUGAUGACAUCUGAUGCUCUACGAUCUGGUGCAAAUGGCCAGGGCAUGUCUGCAGCCCAAAGCAUGGGCCCACCUUCUUCAUACUCCUAUGCUGCAGCUCUAGGUGCUUCCUUGUCAAGAAGCACCACUCCUGAUCCUCAAAUUGUUGCUAGGGCUCCUAGUCCUUGCCUUACACCUAUUGGAGGAGGAAGAGUUAGUGCUUCAGAAAAGAGAGGCAUUUCUAGUCCAAGCUCCUUUAAUGCUGUCUCAUCUGGCAUCAAUGAGUCUGGAGAUCUGGUAGCUGCCUUAUCCAGCAUGAAUUUGUCUUCAAAUGGUGUAAUAGAUGAUGAGCACCAUUUGCCAUCACAGAUCAAACAGGAUGUUAUUGAUCACCAGAAUUAUCUCUUUGGUCUGCAAGGUGCUGAUAGUCAUGCCAAGCAACUUGCUUACUUAAAGAAGUCUGAAUCUGGGAAUAUACAUAUGCCUUCUCCACAGUCGGCAAAAGGUUCGUACUUGGAUUUGGGUAAGAGCAAUGGGGGUGGGUCAGAUCUGAACAACUCAUCCCCUGACAGGCAAGUUGAGCUGCAAAAAUCUGCUGUUCCUUCUAGUAACUUGUAUAAAGGAUCAUCUGCAUCGAAUCUUAAUGGUGGAGGUGGAUUGCAUAAUCAGUAUCAGCAAGUGGAUAAUGCAAAUUCAUCAUUUUCUAACUAUGGUUUAAGUGGCUACUCUAUGAAUCCAGCCUUGGCAUCCAUGGUGUCUAGCCAACUUGGUACUGGUAAUCUGCCUCCUCUGUUUGAAAAUGUUGCUGCAGCAUCAGGUAUGGUACCUCCUGGAAUGGAUUCAAGAGUACUUGGAGGAGGUUUGGCUUCUGGACCAAACCUAGCAGCUGCUGCAUCUGAUUCACAUAAUCUUGGUAGAUUAGGGAGUCCGAUUGCGGGGACUGGUCUCCAGGCGCCUUAUGUUGAUCCUAUGUAUCUUCAAUACUUGAGGACAUCAGAGUAUGCUGCAGCACAGCUUGCUGCCCUGAAUGAUCCUUCUGUGGAUAGGAACUACUUAGGUAAUUCAUACAUGAAUUUACUUGAACUUCAAAAGGCGUAUCUUGGAGCCUUGCUGUCACCUCAGAAGUCGCAGUAUGGUGUUGGUGUUCCCUUGGGGGGUAAGACUGGUGGUUCAAAUCAUCAUGGUUAUUAUGGAAAUCAUGCCUUUGGCAUGUCUUAUCCAGGAAGUCCCAUGGCAAGUCCCGUUAUUCCCAACUCUCCAGUUGGCCCUGGUAGUCCAAUGAGGCACAAUGAUCUUAAUAUGUGUUAUCCUUCUGGGAUGAGGAAUUUGAAUUUGGGUGGGAGUGUCAUGGGACCAUGGCAUCUGGAUGCUGGUUGUAACAUAGAUGAGACCUUUGCGUCAUCACUCUUAGAAGAGUUUAAGAGCAACAAAGCCAAGUCUUUUGAACUUUCGGAAAUCGGAGGGCAUGUUGUGGAAUUCAGUGCGGAUCAAUACGGGAGUCGGUUUAUUCAACAAAAACUUGAAACAGCCACUACGGAUGAGAAAAACAUGGUUUACCAGGAAAUCAUGCCUCAAGCUCUCGCUCUAAUGACUGAUGUGUUUGGUAAUUAUGUGAUUCAAAAGUUUUUUGAGCACGGACUUCCAUCUCAAAGAAGGGAAUUGGCCAACAAGCUUUUUGGUCAUGUGCUGACACUUAGCCUUCAAAUGUAUGGUUGUCGGGUGAUACAGAAGGCAAUAGAAGUUGUUGAUCUGGACCAGAAGAUCAAAAUGGUCGAAGAACUUGACGGCCAUGUCAUGCGCUGUGUGCGUGACCAGAAUGGGAACCAUGUCAUUCAGAAGUGUAUUGAAUGUGUCCCUGAAGAGGCCAUUCGUUUUAUAGUCUCAACGUUUUUUGAUCAAGUUGUGACCCUUUCCACUCAUCCAUAUGGGUGUCGUGUGAUACAGAGAGUGCUUGAGCACUGCAAUGACCAGAAUACUCAGAGCAAAGUUAUGGAUGAGAUUUUAGGAGCUGUUAGCAUGCUGGCACAAGAUCAGUAUGGCAAUUAUGUUGUUCAGCAUGUACUGGAGCAUGGAAAGUCACACGAGCGUUCUGCUAUAAUAAAGGAAUUAGCUGGGAAGAUAGUCCAAAUGAGUCAACAGAAGUUUGCCUCUAAUGUUGUAGAGAAAUGCUUAGCUUUUGGUGGUCCUGCUGAAAGGGAAUUACUAGUGAAUGAGAUGCUUGGCACUACUGAUGAAAACGAGCCUCUUCAGGCAAUGAUGAAAGAUCAGUUUGCAAACUACGUUGUACAGAAAGUGUUGGAGACUUGUGAUGACCAACAACGCGAGCUGAUUCUUUCACGAAUUAAAGUUCAUUUGAAUGCAUUGAAGAAAUACACUUACGGGAAGCAUAUCGUGGCUCGUGUAGAAAAACUUGUUGCUGCUGGGGAAAGGAGAGUUGCUGCUGCUCAGUUGGCUCCUCACCCUGCUUAGGCGGCGUAGGAAAGAAAGUUGUUUGUACAGCUAACUGAGGCUAGUGUGUGUUUCCCUCUCUCCAUCGUUCGUAUCUAGAAGCUCCGACUCUUACCUAUCUUUUUCAAGACAGGUAUGAGGCAGGUUGGAAAAUAAAGUUGUUGCUUUGUACUGGAAAACUGUACAUUGUGUAGUUUAAAAGUUUAUACAUAGAGUCGAAGCUAGCUGAGGUUCAGAUGUUGAAUGUUCGCUCGCACCUGAGGCCCCUGCAAGAGGAGAUAAAUGCACUAUACAAGUUUUUCUAAGGGUGUAAAAAUGAUUAAUGGUGAGGUUAGUAGUCUAUAUGUUGACGUGACUGUACAAAAAUGUUGCCAUGUGGAGAGCUGUUCAUGAUUAGGCGAGGCCACAGUUUUUUAUAAUGUAUGGUAAUGACGUUGUUUUUUUUGUUCUUCUAAUUACAUAAAGUACAAUUUUCUAUCCGAUCAAGUAUAAUGAUCGAGGUGUUAUCUUAUGUA
This is a messenger RNA of Rosa rugosa (rugosa rose), 4262 nucleotides long. RefSeq names its product pumilio homolog 2. The transcript is spliced from 9 exons. Gene Ontology annotation, molecular function: mRNA binding. Gene Ontology annotation, cellular component: cytoplasm. The record is from RefSeq and is a predicted model, not a curated record. Lineage: Eukaryota; Viridiplantae; Streptophyta; Magnoliopsida; Rosales; Rosaceae. Gene Ontology annotation, biological process: post-transcriptional regulation of gene expression. Bases 505 to 3768 code for a protein of 1087 amino acids.